Molecule: messenger RNA, 1761 nt
Organism: Bombyx mandarina (wild silkworm)
Lineage: Eukaryota; Metazoa; Arthropoda; Insecta; Lepidoptera; Bombycidae
Source: RefSeq, a predicted model, not a curated record
AUUUUUUAACUAUAUAUUUAGUAUAUUUUUUAAAAGCGCAGACUGUACUGCGGUUUUACAGAUAAGAAAUAAUUGAUUAAUUGAGCGGUAAACGCCACUUAAAAAUGAUGAAACUAGUGAUUUACUUGUCUUUAAUUGUCCUUGUUUUAAAUCAUACUGCAGGAUGCGACGCUUUGCGUAGCUCCAAUCGAGGAAAUAGUAAAUACGGUAGUGGGAACCAGGGUCUAGGGAAGGCUAAACCGUACGGAGGCACUUCCCCGGGUAUACCUUCACAGAGCACCACAAGGCGUGGUGUGGGAAUAUCUGCAUGGGGAAUUGUGUUCUUAGUCGUGGCACUGGUAGUGGCAGGAAUGGGUUUCUAUUAUUUCUCAAUGUGCUACCCUUAUUUUUGUCACAGACAAGAAAAAUACCAUAUUAUGGGAACCCCUACCAUGGCUUGACCUUGUGAAAUUCAGGAUCAAUUCAGUGGGCUUACAUAAUAUUUUAUGACAUUCUAUGCCACAUAUAAAUUGAAAUAAGUAUUAAGAUUAAAACAUAUCACAAAUAAACAUAUUGAAGUUUGUAUGUGUAAGACAUAGAGCCGAUACUUACAGUAUUAAACAUAAAAAACGUUUUUGACUAAAUCUGUAUUGGAAUCACCAAUGCAUAUGGAGAUCUACUAUAUUUUAACAUUAUUUAGAAAAGUAUAUUCAGUAAAAUAACUAAAUUAAAAUAAUACUAAUUGUAUAAUACGUUUGGCUCCUGAAAAAGAAAAAAGAAAAAAAAAUAUUUAUCAAAGUUUUUUUUCUUCAUUACAAGAUAGGCUAUAAACUCAUCAGUUAAAUUUAUAUAAUCUGGUUGUGAAUAAAGGCUAACUGCACUAAACCCAUUAAUUUAAUUUAGGUCAUGAAAUUAUAUUAGAUCGCUUUUUUGUAUAGAUAUUACAGAUAUUUUACUGUUUAAUAAUGAGACUGAAAAUGACCAAUUGUUUGUUAGAUACAUAAAUCUACUAAUAAGUGUUUAAAUGUAUUAUUGUAAAUUAAGAGUAGAUUAGCAGUUACUCUGAAACUAUAUCUUAAAAACAUUAACACUAGGGAACAAUUUUUCAUAAUCAAAUAGAAAACAAAUAUUUAGAAAAAAAGUGCUAUUUUGUAGCUUAUAAAUGAAGAUGCAAUGCAAAAUGGCCAAUAGUAACAAAAGCAAGCCAUUAUAAAAACUGUAUUAAUCUGGAUUUGCAUAAAUAUUUUACCCACUAACCCAUAAGGUUGCAGCUUUGUUAUUGUGGAUAACCCUUCUUACCAACAUUACCUCAGUUAUAGAUAAUGGGUGCCAUACAAACAAAAAAUAUUACUUACCUAACUUAAUUUUUAUUACUCUUAUCAAUAUCAUAUUAUAAAGUAAAUAUCAUACUUGUGGAAAUUAUAUAAGGAUUCAAAAUAGAAAUUGAUUUACAUUCCUUGCCUUGAUAAACUAAAUACAUAUCAACAUAUCAUCAGGCUUGAGUGAAAAUAAGAUUUUUACUAGUUGCUUAUUUUGUUGUGAAAAUUUAACAAUUUUGUAAUUUAAGUAAAAUUAGGUUAAUAUUUAGCGAUUAACACAUGCAUAAGGUUGUCUAUUUACUAUGCAGUGUGCGUGUUGUGAACAAGCUGUUAAACAAAAGGUGUUAUAUUGUUACUUAGCUAUACAUAUUUGUUUAUUAUGCUCAAAUAAAAAUAGGAUGACCACAAGGAUCUUAUAUAAUUCUAGGCCCCUUUUAAACAAUAAAUAAAGUAUGAUUCUGAA